ACAGAGCUGCUAGCUCUCAGCCAGAAUAGAUAUCAGCAUUUCACAGUAACAGCACACACGAAGGAUACGUUUGCAGAGUCGACCCUAUAUUUUAGAGAGAGUGAAGCUUUUAGUUUUCUCUGGUGACAAUUAGGAGGUUUACUGGUGUAACUGUAGGAAGACACUUUACCAUUAUGGACGUCCAGAGGACAGGAUCUAUGGUGCGGCCUCCGAGCCCCAUGGAUAGCCUUGAGAAGCAGCUGAGCUGUCCCAUCUGCCUGGACAUGUUCACCAAACCUGUGGUCAUCCUGCCCUGCCAGCACAACUUGUGCCGUAGUUGUGCCAGUGACCUCUACGACUCGCGCAACCCAUACCGCUUUUCUGGCGGCGUCUUUCGCUGUCCUACCUGCCGGUUCGAGGUUGUCCUUGACCGCCAUGGCGUCCAUGGGCUCCAGCGCAACCUGUUGGUAGAAAAUAUUAUCGACCUCUAUAAGCAGCAGCAAGAAGGUAGUGGCAGUGGAAGCACAGACACCACCCUGAAGCCUAAAGAAUCCAAAGAACCGAUGUGCCAAGAACACGAGGACGAGAAGAUCAACAUCUAUUGCGUGACCUGCCAGGUACCCACCUGCUCCAUGUGCAAAGUGUUCGGCCAGCAUAAGGACUGUGAGGUGGCACCUUUAGCGAGUGUUUACCAGGCACAGAAGGGUGAACUGAGUAAUGCCAUCGAUACCCUGGUGGCCAGCAACGGGCGCCUGCAGGCCCUGCUCAACCAGAUGGAAGACGCCUGCCGCGCUGUGCAGGAGAAUGCUCAGCACGCUAAGCAAGGGCUGGCUGAACGCUUUGACCUGUUGUAUGCUGUCCUGGAAGAGCGCAAGACCCUUCUCCUGGAGCAGAUUGGUAAAGAGCAGGAUGAGAAGGUGGCAGCUCUGCGAGCACUGGCCCAACGCUACGGCGAACGACUGCAGGCUAGUUCGGAGCUCACAGACACCGCUGUGAGGGCGCUGGAGCAGGGGGGCGCUGCUGAGUUUCUGUUAGCCUCCAAGGGCCUCAUCACGCAGACCAAAGACGCAGCUAAAUGCUCACUGGGGGAAGAGAGGCCAGAGCCGGGCUUCGAGAAGAUGGACCACUUCACUUUGUCAACGGAGCAUGUUGAAGCAGUCCUGGCAAAAAUGGACUUCGGAGUGAUUGAUGACGACGAAUUUGAGGAUGCACGAGAGGAAAAGGAGGAGGAGGAGGAAUAAUGAAAAUUGAAGUGGUUACGGACUUGUAGGAAAUACUGUAAUGUGUGCUUUUGAAGGUUUUUUGACACAAGUGUUUAUGGCAGGGACUCUGCAUUUGAUAGAAAUAUAAGGUUACAGUGGAUGUGGGCUGAAAUGGCUUGCCCCUACUCUCAGUGCAAUAUUUAAUUUCAGUGUCGUAUUCGUACCUUUUCUUAACCUCUUUUUAUACUUUUGUACUUCUAAGCCAUUUGAAUGGAACCAUGGGUCUCGAUAAAUGUAAAUACAGAAUGUCUGAAGGUUGAUUACACAUCAUUUUCCUCAUGUGUAGCUCAUGGAAAUGUUUUUCUCACUUUGUCUAAGUUUGUGUUGAAUUGGUGACCAGCUGAUCUGCCUGUAAUCACCACAUCUGUCUUUAAUGGAACGUGGAAUAAAGCUGCAUGAAGUUGAGCAUCGAUUUGCUUUAUUGCUAAACUAAAACAAGUUUAACCUAAGCGAGCGUACAGAGGAAGAAAAGGGAAGACCCAGUAUUAUUUUGGCCUUAUGGAUUUUCUCUGGAGCGCUUCCAUCAAAAUAUUCAAGCAGUCUGUUGCUGCUCUUACUUGGCAAUCGGCUGUAUGUAAAAAUAAAAGCCCUUGCCAUG
This is a messenger RNA of Morone saxatilis (striped sea-bass), 1839 nucleotides long. RefSeq names its product tripartite motif containing 63b (gene trim63b). Gene Ontology annotation, molecular function: zinc ion binding. NCBI's taxonomy places the organism in Eukaryota, Metazoa, Chordata, Actinopteri, Moronidae. The record is from RefSeq and is a predicted model, not a curated record.